GCGCACAGCUUCGGCCGCCAUCCUCUAAACAAGUCUUCUUUGAGCUCCCUGCUAGGAAAGGCUUUCUUCAGAUAUAAGGUGAAUUGCUUUCAAAGCAUUUUAUGUAAUUCAGAGAAAUUUAAUCUCUAAUUACCUUCAGUAUCUAACAUGGCGGGCACACUCAGUGUUGUUCGCUUUGGAAAUGUCCCCAAUGCAAGCCACUUGAUCAACAUCAGUGCACCAAUUUGCCACCCGGCCUUAACUACAGAGUCAGUUGUUCUUUUCACAUUUGGCGCUAUUGGUAUGGCUGCGAAUCUGUUCUUGAUGUGUUUGAUUGCUACGAGAAAGUCCCUGAGAAGGUGGUCUCAAGGACUUCUCUUUCAUCAAGGAUUGGUCGAUUUUCUAAGGGCAGCCCUUCUUAUUCCCUUAGGCAUUAGCGUUUUCCUAUGUCAACGCAUGCCAAGAUGCUCCGUCGUGGAAACAAUCUUUUUGCUGUUGGUAACAGUGUCAACCAUCAAUAUGCUCACAUCAGUCAUAAAUGAUGCCCCUCUAGUUCCAGAGCAAAUCGAGCUCAACAAUGGGGAUACUGAUGCACUCUAUGGCAACUCUGAGAACCAUCGUGGGGUACAUGAUAGUCCCCAAUGCAUCAUUUUUGGAAUUUUCAUUAUUUGGUUUGCGAGUCUCACUAUCAACUUAGGUCCCACGUUUUUGAGCGGUGCUCUGUCUUCAGCCAGAGAAGGUGUUACCUCGAUAGAUGCAUGCCCAAUGGUCUAUGCUCCAGUUCGCCAUUACGUUCUAAAUGUUCUGUGGGUAAGCGUCAAUGUGAUGUGCAUCAUUCUGACAAUCAUCCAUUUGCGCAAGCUUUACAAAGAUCUCACCAAAUCUAAUCUCGAAGCUAUGAGAAUCGCCGGUUUAGUUUCCAACAUGCUAACUGUAAGAUGCGAAGCAGGUCUCUCUGAAGCGGAGCAUAUCCAGAACCACAUCGAUAGAUUGGAGAAAGAAGGCAUCAGCCGAGUGAAGAUGUUCGUUGUUCUCGUGGCUGCGUAUUUGAUUUUCUGGGGUCCGUUAUUUGUGAUAAUCGUGAUCCAACCCGGAAUCAGUGGGCCAACUUUUGCCUAUGAAUUGGCCUUGCAUUUAGCAUUUGCUCAUACCUUUGUGAAUCCUAUUUUGAUCACGGUUCUCCAUAAGCAGAUGAAGAAAGAAAGUGGUCAUGUUUGCUGCUGCUACUGCUUAUCCUGUCUGGAGGAGCGAGCUUCGUCCUCAUUCGGGCCGAGUCCAGCUACUGGACGAAUGAAUACAAGUUAUUUGGAGGAAAUUGAAGCUAACACUCUAAAUAAUCGCCCAGCGAUCAGGCGUCAUGCUGAAUACAGGACAAAGGAAUGCAGUCCCAUACGGAGCUUAUCUUUGAUUCAAGCACAGCGUGCGAUUGAUAUGAGUGUACUGUAAGAGUUUGUUGUGAAUCAACAGCAAUUCUGAUCCGAUUUCUGCUCCUUUUAUUAAAUAGAAGAUCAUAAAUGGCAAAUAUAUCUAUUGUAUGUACCAGUUUCAAAGAGAAGGAACAUCAUUAAAAAACUGUUUUCAAGAAAAGUAAUUUACGAAACUGUACAGAUUAUUAUUCUUGGCUUUGAAAAUUCAC
Messenger RNA from Argiope bruennichi, 1615 nucleotides. RefSeq lists its product as uncharacterized. Gene Ontology annotation, cellular component: membrane; photoreceptor outer segment. Gene Ontology annotation, molecular function: G protein-coupled receptor activity. The transcript is spliced from 5 exons. Bases 148 to 1425 code for a protein of 425 amino acids. Lineage: Eukaryota; Metazoa; Arthropoda; Arachnida; Araneae; Araneidae. Gene Ontology annotation, biological process: G protein-coupled receptor signaling pathway. The record is from RefSeq and is a predicted model, not a curated record.